Molecule: messenger RNA, 3255 nt
Organism: Heterobasidion irregulare TC 32-1
Lineage: Eukaryota; Fungi; Basidiomycota; Agaricomycetes; Russulales; Bondarzewiaceae
Exons: 17
Coding region: 1-3255 (1084 amino acids)
Source: RefSeq, a predicted model, not a curated record
AUGUCUCCCACCGCCGAGAAAUCAUCCCCACCACCCUCCUCGCACAGAGACGAGGAGGUUCAGCAAGAGCCAUGGUUACAGUCGAAACCCACCAUCUGGAGUCGCCUACCGCCGUGGGUGGCCGGGCCACUGCGCUCGAAGAAAUCUUGGAAGCUGCUAUUCAAGUGCUGGCUGGCGUCAUGGGCCGCUUUCAUCCUCUUGUUGCCAAACCAAUCCCUCAAAACCAUGGGCAAUGCUGCCUUCUUCGCCAUGCUGUGUUCCUUCUUCCUUCCCCCUUCAAUGCCGAUACAACUAUUUUUGAUGGUAAUCUCUACUAUGGUCAUUGGAGUCCUUUUUGGCUGGGGACUUGGUGCAGCUGCUAUGCGUGCUGCUCUCGCCGUCCGUGAUCAAGUCCUUCUCAAGUCUACGUUGCAGCAGGUUCAGAGCAGGUCCGUCGUGCAUCAAUAUCCCAUCAUCCCGCUUAUGUUAACACCCUAUGGCAGCGCGGCUUCGUCUACGAAUCCAGACGCGGUAUUCAAAAUAGAUAUCUUCCUAGGCUACUUUUUAGACACGCGGUCUUCCAUUGUCUUUGGUGUUUUCUUGGGCGUAGGAGCAUUUUUCUUCGCGUUCCUGCGCGCCUAUGCUCCACCCCUGAUGAUCAUGAGUAUCUUUGGCACGAUCGGCCUCGACAUCUUCUGCACCUUCGGACCACUCUUUCCCUUUGGGCAAUAUACGCUGCUCAAUUCACUGCUCAUCUCUGUCGCGAUGUACAUCGCGAUUGCCGUGGUCGUGAUAGUUUUGGUGUUCCCCGAGACUAUGAACCACGCAUUUCUCAACACAGUCUCCGAGCUGCUCACGCACAUGUCGACUAUUCUCAAGAUGCAAGAUGACGUGCUCUCGGCUAUGCCAGGCGACUUCGCUGCGGACUCGCCGAAAUUGGCCAAGCUGAGGGGCACACGAUUGGGUAUGAUCAGCAAACAGCAGCAGCUGGCCACGCAGUCGAAAUUUUUGGGCGCAGAGUUCAGUUGGGGGCGAUGGAACGGCGAGGACGCAAAAGGCCUCGAAGAGCCGCUCCUCGCAGUCUCCUCUAGGAUCAACGGCCUCAUGAGCUUCGUCCGGUACUCCAGUCGGCGCGAGCGGCGCGAUUCUGAAAGCCCAGACAGGUCCACGAGCUCUGUCAACACCACGUCCACUGCCGACGGCGCCACUACCGCUGAUACCUACCUCAUCCGCCAAAUGUACCAGCGCAACGCUGCCGCCGAGGCCGCGCACUCCCUCGGGCUCCUCGACGUCCUCCCGCUCAUCCGUCGCGCGACUGCGGACCUCCGCGCGGCAUGCAUCGCCGGCGUUUCCAGCGUGCAGGCCUUUAUCGACUACAUCAAUAAAAACCGGUACGCGCGCGGCGCGGGGGCUGCCGCGGCGGAGCACACGCGCGCGCUGGACGAGGCGGCGGAGCGGCUGGCCCACGCGCUGGAGCAGUUCAAGACCUCAGGUCGGCUCGCGCUGCUCGAGCCGUACAAGCCGUUGCUUGCGGGCGCAGAUACAUUCGAUGCACGCACACGCGUGCCUCUGCGUGGGUUGUACGUCGGGUACGUGUUCGGCGCGUCGCUGAUCGCGGUUACCGAGGCGGUUCUCGCGCUCAUGGAUGGCGUGCGUGCGACGGCGAGCAAGCGCAGCGCGAAUCGCUUAUGGGCGCCGCGGAGCCUGCGUGCCGUUGCGGGGGUGCUCUUGUCAAAGCGCGGGGAUGGGAAGGAUUUCGGGGAGGAGGAGAAGGUGGAGGAGGUCAAGAUCGAGGAGGCGGAGGAGCGAUCGUACGCGCGUGAUCCGGACAGUCGGCCCCCGACGAACGCUAUCCAAAGGGUGAUGCACGUGGUUCAUAACGUGUAUGCGUGGACAAAGACUGCAGAAGCAGUGUUCAUCUUCAAGUACACUUUAAUCACUAUUCUCUUGUAUCUCCCUGCCGUUUUCAAGUCGAGUGCACAUAUUUACUAUGCUCAGAAGGGGGUCUGGGCUCUCAUCAUGGCGCAAACUACACUCAACAUCUACGCUGGUGAUCAGCUGUUCAACUACGUGGUCCGGCUGGGCGGCACUUUCAUCGGCCUCGUCAUCGGCCUGGUAGUAUGGUACCUAGGAAACGCGAAGAGUAAUGGCAACCCAUACGGGCUGGCGGCUUCCGUCGGCGUCUUCCUCAUCCCACUUCUGUUCAUGCGCCUCUUCUCUCCCGCGCAGUACACGUCGGGUGUAAUUCUCAUGUGUGCUACCGUCGUGCUCAUUGUAGGCUACUCGUGGAUCGACGGCCACUUGCCCACGGUGUCGAGCCCCGGCAUUGGCUGGCCCAUCGCGUGGCGCCGGUGGACGCUCGUUACCAUCGGGUCGGCAGCAUCAUUCAUCGUGAUGAUGUUCCCGCCGCAGUCGGGACGCAAGGCGGUGCGGCUGCGCAACGCGGCGACGAUUGCGGGGCUGUCACACGUAUAUAUCUUCCUUAUGUCCGCCUGGAUCGCGGGUGCGGAUGGUACGGGCGAAGAGGGCACGCAAUCGCAGGGCUCGGGCGAGAAGCUUCCGUUGGGUAAGGGACAGGCCGGAGGACCGGCGUCCGGGGCGCCGUGGGUGCAGGAGUUCCGGCGAAAGUUGGUCGGAGUGGUGCAGCAGAUUCAGACACUGCAGCAGAUGACGGCGCUUGCGCGGUGGGAGGGUAACGUGCGCGGAGCCUGGCCAUACAAGGAAUACAACCGCCUGGCGGAGGUGCAGAUGGACAUGGUGGCUAGCCUGGCCCAGCUCGCAGGGGCGCUGUCGAAGCUCGCGGAGGACCGGCGGCUGUCGAUGGUGCACCACACCGCGGUCGUCAACCCCAACUUUAUUGCGGACGCAAUGUCGGUGUUUGCGCUCGUGUCGCAGGCGCUGCGGACAGGGGAACCGCUGCACGCGGUACUGCCGCAGAACCUGCUCGACAGGCUCAUUUACCACCACGUCCCCGUCGCGCGUGCGCAUUCGAGUGCUCGCGCGAUGGAGACGGCGGAGGGCGGGGAGGAGGAAGGUGAGGGGCGUGGCCUUGUGCAUGUGGAGGCGCUGGAGGAGCUGGACUACAUGUUCUAUGCGUCCGCGGUGAUCGCGGUGAUCCAGCUGCUCGAGGGCCUGGACGAGGUGCACAGGCUCGCGCGGGAGCUGUGUGGGGAGGUGCCGUUCGCAGGGUUCGCGGGGUGGCGUGAAAGCCACCAGCGGGUGCAUGUUGCAGGGCAGGGUUUGCAGACGCCGCGGCCGGUAAAGAAUUGGAUGUGA